AAUAGUGCUACCUAAGUUAAGCGACAGGUACCAGCCGCUUGUCUGCGUACAGUUGGACAAAUUUUAAGAUUAUAGACAAUAAUAUUUUUUUGUAGCUAUGUUAUAACUACGUGUACGUAACACACUGAAGGUAAUUUCGUGUCAUUAGCUCACUUAGCUAGCAGGCUAAUUUGUGUUAGCUAGCUAGCUAGCCACCUUGUUAGCUAACGAAAACGUCACAAGAGGAAAAUCGGAAACAAACGCGGUGGUCAGUUGAAAAAAAAGGCCCCGCUGCUGUCUUUUUCUGGGAAAUAAACCCACCAGCAGUGCCAGGAUGAAUGUCGCUAAAAGUGGUUAUCGCGUCUUUUCCGCAAACUCCUCCGUGGCAUGCACAGAACUGGCUAAGAAGAUAACAGAGCGGCUGGGAGUUGAACUGGGGAAGUCUGUGGUCUUUCAGGAGUCUAACAGAGAAACUAGAGUUGAUGUGAAAGAAUCAGUUCGUGGACAAACUAUCUUCAUCAUCCAGACCAUACCACGAGAUGUCAACACGGCCAUCAUGGAGCUGCUGGUUAUGGCCUACGCCCUCAAGACCUCUUGUGCAAAGAACAUCAUUGGAGUCAUCCCUUAUUUUCCGUACAGCAAACAGUGCAAGAUGAGAAAGAGGGGCUCAAUAGUGAGCAAGUUGUUAGCUUCAAUGUUGGCGAAAGCAGGAUUAACACACAUCAUCACCAUGGAUUUACAUCAGAAGGAGAUCCAGGGCUUCUUCAGCUUUCCAGUGGACAACUUGCGCGCCUCCCCUUUCUUGAUUCAGUACAUCCAAGAAGAGAUUCCUGAUUACAGAAAUGCCAUCAUUGUGGCAAAGUCCCCAGCAGCAGCUAAAAGGGCUCAGUCCUAUGCGGAGCGUCUGCGUUUGGGUCUGGCUGUGAUUCACGGUGAGGCUCAGUGUUCAGAGUCCGACAUGGCUGACGGAAGACACUCCCCGCCAUGUGUACGCAACACCACGGGACACACGGGACUGGAGCUUCCUUCAGGCAAACAACAAGCUCCGUUCCCUGGCAUAGAGCUCCCAAUAAUGAUGGCCAAAGAGAAACCUCCCAUAACUGUAGUCGGAGACGUGGGAGGGAGAAUUGCCAUCAUUGUGGACGACAUUAUAGAUGAUGUCGGAGACUUUGUUGCAGCUGCUGAGAUCCUGAAAGAGAGAGGAGCCUAUAAGAUAUAUAUCAUGGCCACACAUGGCUUACUGUCUGCUGAUGCUCCGCGCCUCAUAGAGGAAUCCGCCAUUGAUGAGGUUGUGGUGACUAACACGGUCCCCCAUGAAGUGCAGAAGCUACAGUGUCCCAAAAUCAAGACUGUGGAUGUCAGCAUGAUACUGGCAGAGGCCAUCCGCCGUAUCCACAACGGAGAGUCCAUGGCCUACUUGUUCCGCAACAUCACCGUGGACGACUAAAAGAGCGUCGGAGAGGGUGAGGUGGGUGUGAAAGUGACUGAAGGCAGGUGCACUCCCUCGCAGUGCUGUAAAAGCAUGCUAAUGCCAUGUUCCACGUGUUAUAUGUAGGGAUUACAUGUAUCUGAAUUCAUUGAAAGAAACUUAAAUAGCAGGAGCUACCCGAAGUUAUUUAACUGCUUAUGCAGAGGUUUAAAAAUGUAUUUAUUCUGUAAAGAUGAUAAAAUAGCAAAAAAGUGACUUUCACUUUUGAUGCGUUUAGUCAUACUUUGAAGUCUCCCCUCGCCUUGCUGCUCUUCUUGCUUUUCCGACUUGAACAAAAGAUGCUUUGUAUUUAAAAGAAAUUAUUUUGUCAUACACUGCGGUACCUCAAACUUAAUGACUAAGCUUCAGCUGCAAAAGAGAACAGAGAAAUGUCUCCAUUAACAGGACUUUAUGCUUUUCUACCCGAUUUCCAGACGCUCUUGCUGGCCCGCAUGAUCAGGGCCGUUCAGCACUGUGAUGUCUUUGCAUUUGAUGCGGUUUGUUGUUUCUAACCACACAGACAAACUCCUUAUUGGUGACCAAAAUAUAUUUUUAUGCAGCUUUUUUUUUUUUUUUGCACUAUUUGUGGGGAUGUCUGGUGUGACGAUGUCACGCAAGAAGUUUCUCAGCAUCUGUAGAAAGUCAUGGAUCAUGAUUAUAUGUUGUGUAUAUUCGGGGGUCAGUAAAACUAAAUAACAAAAAAAAAAAUAUUUUCCCUACUUACUCUUACUUCUGUCUAGCUGCUUUGAGGAAUCUGCUUCUGUGGUCCCUGCUGUUACCACAUUACAAUGGAGGUUAAUUUAACUUUAUUCCUGGUCGUCAAAGUUUAAUUAUACUACGUUUAAAAAGGUGAGAUGUGGUCCUCAAAGAAUUUAAAGAUUAUAUUUGAAAAACGCAGGAUAAACUGCAGAUUAAUUAAGUACCUUGGACAUUAUUUCUGGAAAGCCAAGUAUUUAAAAGAUAUGUACUACAUUAAUAAAAUUCCAUUCACUUCCAUUAUAUUGUGCCUUUAGCAGUAGUCUUAAGGCCAAACACACGCCGAACGGCACGUGUCAAAACAGGCGCAGCUAUUAUUGUCUGUGUACAACCACACACUGGUGGCUGCUAGUUACGCCUUGGCUUCCACUGCAGCUCUUCUUCUCUGCUCCCACGGCAGCUUGACUUCUUGUCUCACCUUUACUGUCGCUGUCUUUCUCGUGUGUCUGAAAGAAAGGAUGAGGUGAGAGUCAUAGAUGAGGUCGAGAAAUAUCUAAAUAUGACCCACAAUCCUGUCAUUAUAAAGACAAUAGCGUAAAAAAUAUUGCCCGGUGAGCCACAGCUGUGGAGAUUAGGUGAGAAAUAAAGUUGAAGUAGUGUCCACACAUGAUAUUAACUCUUUGAAACCUGAGCAAAUUGACUUGAUCUCUCUUUUAAAAACACUGAAAGAAUUUACAGGUUUAGAGUUAAAGGAAAACAACCUAAAAUUUAGCCAAAAAAAAUCUAAAUGCAGCACGAGAAAACUGAUGUUGUUCCAGGUUUCGAAGAGUUAAAUUGGAGCAGUGGUGGAAGAAGUACGCUAAUCUUUGACUCUGGUAAAAGCUGUAAAAAAGCGACGCUUCCUGCUGGCUCUAGCUUUUCAUUAUUAGAAUUAUUUUACUGUUAAUAGUCUGUACUGACCCUUUAAUAUACUCUCUAGCAGUAGACUGAACAUACAGUGCUUAUUUAAAUGGGUGUGAUUUGAAAUCACGUUGCAUGUGAAUUCAUAAAGAACUGAAAUUGAUGUAGCCAAUUAACUACAAACCUUUACUCAAAAUAUUACUGCUGACUGUUUUUCAAAGCACAGAAAAGAUUGGGAACAUUACCGAUCGUAGUGAACCGACUGCUGGUUUGUCCUUUUAUCGCUCUGCACUUUCAUUAUCUGGUGAUAUGAUGAAAAAAUCUGCUUGUCUGAUGGGCUUAUCCACAGAGAUGUUAACGAUUCUGUUAACCGAGCUUGUGUAUCGGCAGAUACAAAGUACUGAUCCAAUACCGUUGAUUUAAAAGAUUUAAAAGACACUAUUAACCCUGUAUGAAUGUGAAAUGAUUACUCUCAUUAUUGCUGUUACCCAGUUGAAACCUGAUCAAAUUGCCCUGAACUCUUUUAAAAACAUGGAAAGAAGGCAAAGAGCAGCUUGAAAAAAAA
This is a messenger RNA of Plectropomus leopardus (leopard coralgrouper), 3608 nucleotides long. Its product is annotated as phosphoribosyl pyrophosphate synthase-associated protein 1. Lineage: Eukaryota; Metazoa; Chordata; Actinopteri; Perciformes; Serranidae. Gene Ontology annotation, molecular function: magnesium ion binding; ribose phosphate diphosphokinase activity; ATP binding. Gene Ontology annotation, biological process: purine nucleotide biosynthetic process; 5-phosphoribose 1-diphosphate biosynthetic process. The record is from RefSeq and is a predicted model, not a curated record. Gene Ontology annotation, cellular component: cytoplasm; ribose phosphate diphosphokinase complex.